AAAUUCCCUAUUCAAACAUUAAAAUGGCUAAAGGAUGACAACAUACAACUGUCACUUGAAGGAAAAAAAGUUAAUAUUUCGAAGAGAAAUAAGAGAAAAUGUCUCAUAUUCAAUAUGUGGACGAAUUGGUCAAGGAAUAUUUGCUAUUUAGGGGUUUCAGUCAAACUUUGAAGGCUUUUGAUAACGAUUUGAAAGCUGAGAAAGAGAAAGGUUUCAGGGUUGAUAAAAUUGUUGAUCAAUUGAUGCAAUACAUAUAUAAUUAUGACUUAGCAUCUUUAAGAGAAUUAUGGGGACAUUUAGACAUGAGAAUGUUCUCUCGUUUAGAAAGUCAUUUCACACCAGCUGUGAGAAAAUUAGAGAAUGCUGUUUUAAAAAUGUACCUAGUUAAUGCAGCUGUAAACAAUAAACAAGAUAGGAUUCAAGAAUUUUUUAUAAAAAUGACACCAGAGUUACAAGGACAUUCAGAAUGGAAAGAAUGGUUUGCAUUACCAUUUGUUAAAAAUCCUGAAGACAAUCCAGCAUAUUCUGUUCAUUUUAGUAGACAGUGGCAGGACACUAUGUUAGUGUCCCUGCAUAAUUUUCUUGCUACUAUUUUUCAAUGUAUGCCACAACCAACAUUACUUGCAAUAGACGAAGAUACAAAUAGAUUAAAACGUCUUCAAGAAGAGAAUGAAGCAUUGAAACAACGUUUAAGUGAAUCUGUUAAAAUAGAAAAUGUAAUGGAUGUAAAUCCAGGACCAGCUCCUCAACAAUUACCACUCAUGGAUGAUUUUUAUAUUAUAGCACAAGAAUCUCCUUUAUUAGAAAAUCCUAAAACUUUAAGAAAUCUUAUAAGAAAUAUAGGCGGUGGUUCCAGUCCAAUUUUAAAUAGAAAGCCUGGAACAAGUACAAAGAAAGUUGUAGAAUCUGAAGUGAUAUCAACAAAAAGAACUAAUACAAAAGGAAAAAUAAAUUCGAUCAAUAAAUCUGAACCUGUUAGUAAAAGAAGCAUUAGCUGUGAUUCAAGAUUAACAAGUUCUAGAAAAAGAGAUUCAUCUAUUGAUACGGUAGCCGAACGGAAAGCUAAAGAUAAAAUCGAUUCCACUUAUAUUCUUUUGAGUCAGGAAGAAUAUACAGAACAUAAAACAUCAAUAAUUCAAUGUAAAAGUAAUGCAAGUGGUUCUUACGUUGCUACAGGUGAUGCUGAUGGUAUUAUUAAAGUAUGGACUCCGAUACCAUCACCAAAAACUGUCACUACAUUUGUCUCUACUCCAGCAAACUCAAAUAAAGCUAUUACAGCAUUAGAUUGGAUAUCGAAAAAUGAACGAUAUUUUUUACAUGGAGAUAAUAAUGGCCUAAUUCAAUUACAUGAUACUCGCGAUUACAAAACUUUAUGGGAUAUUCAACACGAGAACUCUCGAAUCAUUACUUUAUUAUGCAAUCCAACAGAAUCAACAUUUGUAUGUUCUGUAUCUGAUUCAAAUGAAGGAAAAUUAUUAUUAUAUGAUAUAAAAACAAGAAAAUUAGAAAGAAUCUUGCCAAUGGAACAAAACGUAACUGCACUCUGCUCUGCAUUUAAUCAUAAUGGACAACUUCUUAUUACGGGAUUAUCUAAUGGAAAUAUUUUAAUACACGAUUUAAGACGAAACGAAAUUAUUGAUAACAUAAGUUGUCAUGCAAGUCCAAUUAUUGAUAUAGAAUUAAUUAAUGAUUACACAAAUAUUUGUACACAAAGUGAGGAUGGAAAACUUUGUCAAAGAAGUUUAAAUCAUUCAGGAAAGAUUUUAUGGGAAACAAAAAUUAAAGUAGAAAAAAAUACAGUUCAUGGAAAAUUAUUUACUUUUGAUCAAAGUGGAAACUAUAUGCUACUUUGUACACAAACUGGAGGAAAUAUAUACAAAAUGCCACCAGGUACACAAGCAAAAAUUUUAGAAUUAGGCGGACAUAAAGGUACACUCUGUUGUGACUGGUCUACUGCCAAUCAAUCCGGAACUUGUAUAACUGGUGGCGCAGAAGGAAAAGUACGUGUAUCGACGUUACUUUCACCAUGAUACAGAAGCAAAAUUAGUAUCUGUGUGAAUUCAUGAAAUAUCAUGUAAAAUUUAUAAGACUAGCUCAAAUUUGUAGAUACUAAAUAUUUAGUAUAAUGAAUGUUAAAAAGAAACUUUUUAGUCAUUAUGUUGCAUAAUGAAAUUUAAGAAUAUCUCAUUUAAAAGACAUUCAAAGUAUCAUAAGAUACUUUGAAGGAAAAAUCCAAAUAUUUUAUGAAAAGUACAAUGAAUGCAAACGUAUCAUGCGUUAGCGUAAAGUUAAAUGUAUUAUAAUACUAUCUUUAAAAUGAAAUCAGGGACUAUCAAUUGUACAGAAACUAUUAUAAUUGUAAAAAAAAAAAA
Messenger RNA from Apis mellifera (honey bee), 2372 nucleotides. Its product is annotated as WD repeat-containing protein 91. The record is from RefSeq and is a predicted model, not a curated record. Gene Ontology annotation, cellular component: late endosome membrane; early endosome membrane; extrinsic component of endosome membrane. NCBI's taxonomy places the organism in Eukaryota, Metazoa, Arthropoda, Insecta, Hymenoptera, Apidae. Gene Ontology annotation, biological process: early endosome to late endosome transport. Gene Ontology annotation, molecular function: phosphatidylinositol 3-kinase regulator activity; protein binding. Bases 99 to 2030 code for a protein of 643 amino acids. The transcript has 8 exons.